AUGUCCGAGCGGAGCGUAGUCAUAGUUGGAGGCGGGCUUGUUGGGUCGCUGGCAGCCUGCUAUUUUGCCAAGCGUGGAUGGAAGGUUGACCUGUAUGAGAAGCGCCCAGAUAUCCGCCUUCCAGAGAACAAUAAUCUCGUCGAGCACCGCUCCAUAAAUCUGGCCAUUUCCGAGCGUGGGUUUUCAGCACUACGGCGUCUAGACCCCAAACUAGAGUCCUAUGUGAAAUCGCUAGUCAUUCCAAUGCAUGGGCGCAUGAUUCAUGCGCUUAAUGGCAAGCAAACCAGCCAGGCCUACGACGAAGUCUCCAAACAACACAUCAACUCGGUUGGGCGCAGUACCCUGAUCAAUGUUCUCCUCGAUACUGCAUCCAACUAUGACCUGGUGACGCUGCAUUUCAACUACAACUUUGUGCAGGCCGAUCUGGACUCUGGCCGAGUGGUUGUGCGGGACAAUGACGGACAGAACAAGGAGGUUACGUGUGACCUGGUGGUUGGUGCCGAUGGAGCAUACAGCAAGGUGCGGCAGCGCAUGAUGGGAAAGGUCAUGAUGAACUACUCCCAGACGUAUAUCGAGCACGGGUACUGCGAGUUCUCCAUGCCGCCGACAGAUAGUGGUGAUUAUGCCAUUGACCCAAAUCACCUGCACAUAUGGCCGCGCGGCUCCUUUAUGCUCAUCGCACUGCCCAAUUUGGACAAAUCCUUCACCUGCACGCUGUUCAUGCCCUGGAAGCAGUUCGACCAGAUCAAAAGCAGCAAGGACGUCGUUGCGUUCUUCAGCAAGUAUUUUCCCGACGCCCUGCAGCUCAUGGGCCCAGAUAACGUGUGCGCAGAAUACACAGCCAACCCCAAGGGCUUUCUAAUGUACAUCAAGUGCACGCCGCAUACGUACAAGGGCCGCACAGUCAUCUUGGGCGACUCUGCACACGCGAUGGUGCCGUUUUACGGACAGGGCAUGAACUGCGGCUUCGAAGACGUCGAGACGCUGGAUUCAAUUAUGCUCAGUAUUCUGCAAGAGUCGGGGAACGAAUCGGAGCGCACAUCGGAGCUCUCCGAUGACCAGCUGGUUCGCGCACUGGACGAGUACUCGGCUGUACGCUCGGCGGACAGCGGGGCCAUUGUGGAUCUGGCGCUGGAUAACUACGUCGAGAUGCGCGCAAAGGUCGUUGACUAUGCGUACCUGUUCCGAAAGAGACUCGAGGCCAUGCUGCAUAGGAUUUUCCCCAGGCACGUUAUUCCAUUGUACACUAUGGUCAGCUUCACGUCUAUUCCGUACUCGGCUGUCGUCAGACAAUGGAAUCGCCAAACUGUGUGGCUUCGCUGGUCUAUCUGGGCCAUAUAUGUUGCGGCUGCGAUUGGCGUGGGCGCCAUGUCUGCACGUAUCCUGGGUCUGCGCGCGGCGCCCCUCGCCGAGAUUGCGCGCAUGCUUUCGCACAGAAAGUAA
Kickxella alabastrina is the source of this 1443-nucleotide messenger RNA. Its product is annotated as FAD/NAD(P)-binding domain-containing protein. The transcript has 2 exons. The coding region runs from base 1 to 1443 and encodes 480 amino acids. The record is from RefSeq and is a predicted model, not a curated record. Gene Ontology annotation, molecular function: FAD binding; kynurenine 3-monooxygenase activity; NAD(P)H oxidase H2O2-forming activity. Lineage: Eukaryota; Fungi; Kickxellomycota; Kickxellomycetes; Kickxellales; Kickxellaceae. Gene Ontology annotation, cellular component: mitochondrial outer membrane. Gene Ontology annotation, biological process: L-tryptophan catabolic process; quinolinate biosynthetic process; NAD+ metabolic process.